CAGAAUGAAACUAGGGUUUUGGGGAUUUAUAAUAAUCGUCUUACCCUAAGUUUCACCUCUGCGUCUCUCAACUUCGAUCGAUCUUCGUCUUCUCUGGUUUAUAGAACUUUGUGAAGGAGUAAAGAUGCAGAACGAGGAAGGACAGAUCACUGAGCUUUACAUUCCUAGGAAGUGUUCUGCUACAAACAGAUUGAUAACUGCUAAGGACCAUGCCUCGGUUCAGAUUAACAUUGGGCAUUUGGAUGAGAAUGGUGUUUACAAUGGCCACUUCUCCACUUUUGCUCUCUGUGGCUUCAUUCGUGCUCAGGGCGAUGCUGACAGUGCACUAGAUCGCUUGUGGCUAAAGAAGAAGGUUGAAGUGAAGCAACAGUAGAUGCUUAUGAUAGUUUGCUUCUCUAUUAUGUAUUAAGUUCUACUAUUGCUAGAGAUAUUUGAGUACUAUGAUCUAAAUUUUGAUCAAUACUUUUUCUGAAUUUCUGUUCGUACCUUCAACUAAAAUUGCUCUUUGACUGUUUUUUGACAAUGCCUUGAUGAAUUUUCGGUUUUUUCAUAUU
This is a messenger RNA of Abrus precatorius (Indian licorice), 554 nucleotides long. RefSeq names its product 40S ribosomal protein S21. Gene Ontology annotation, molecular function: structural constituent of ribosome. Bases 125 to 373 code for a protein of 82 amino acids. Gene Ontology annotation, biological process: endonucleolytic cleavage in ITS1 to separate SSU-rRNA from 5.8S rRNA and LSU-rRNA from tricistronic rRNA transcript (SSU-rRNA, 5.8S rRNA, LSU-rRNA); translation; endonucleolytic cleavage to generate mature 3'-end of SSU-rRNA from (SSU-rRNA, 5.8S rRNA, LSU-rRNA). Gene Ontology annotation, cellular component: ribosome; cytosolic small ribosomal subunit. Lineage: Eukaryota; Viridiplantae; Streptophyta; Magnoliopsida; Fabales; Fabaceae. The record is from RefSeq and is a predicted model, not a curated record. The transcript is spliced from 4 exons.